CCUCCCGCGGCGGCGCCCCGCCCUCCCCGGGGCCUCCCGGAGCCUCCCCGGCGGCAGAUGGGCCCGGGCCGCCCCCCCCGCUCGCGGCUGCGGCCGGUCCGGUCACGGGGGCUCCGGGAGCACAGCCGGGCAGCGGGGCAUGCACCCGGGCCGGGCCGGCGGUUCCCGCAGCACAGCGGCAGCCCGGGGCCGGCCCGGGCUCAGGGACCCAGCCGGGGGUCGUGCCGGGCAGCGCAGAGCAAGCUGCGGCGGUGAAACCCCCGUGCCCUUCGCCGCUGCCCUUGCAGGGGUCACAGCUCUGCCUCGGGAACUCCCGCCCGUUCAGCGGCGCGGAUGGGACAUGUUCGGACCUGUCCCGGGGCUGGGCAUCACACGGGUUUGCCUUUAGAGUGGGCUGUCUGCCCAGGAGACUGUCACUGGGCGGCUUCUGUGCCCUCAUAUAUGUGUGUGUAUAUGUAUAUAUAAAAAUAAAUAUGUGUUCUUGGUGUGCAGGGCCAGGAGUUAGACUUUCAUGAUCCCAUCAGGUCCCCUCCAACUUAGGCUAUUCUGUGAGAUAUAUAUAUAUAUUUAUUUACAGUGUGUAUCUGACUAUCUGCUUCUGGAGCUGGAGCCCUCAGUCAUUCCCGGUGUGUUCCCAGUGAGGAGGAGCUGCCCGUGAGCUCCGGGGGGAGGAGCUCCAUCCUGCCAUUGAUGGAUCCCCGAUCUUUAAAAUUUAACUUGGCUGCUCUGUGUUUAAUGAAGGGAAUGAGAUAAUCCCUUGGAGGAUGACGAGCCAGCACGUGGAAAAUCUGGUCUGUAACUUUGGUCACGGCUGGUGCAGAGCAUUAGGAUUACAGUGCUGCUGAUAUUUUAAUUAAACAAGACAGGCUUGAUCCGGGGGGCUGGGAUGAGGCAUUCCCAAGUAGAGGUUUGCCUGUGCUUGAUUAUUGGCCGUGGCAUUAAGGAAAGCAGAGAACUCCUGGCAAAUACAGUGUCCUGGCAUCCUGUGCUGGAUAUUGAAACACUUCCUGGAGAAGGAAACGUGGGAGCUGCUCUCUGACAGGCCCACAGGCAUUUGGGGCAGAAAUGAAGCAUCCAGUGCAAAACUGAAAUGAGACCCGUGACAGACACCAGCAUCUUCAGGAAGAAAAUUUACCUUCUUUUAUUCUGGCAGGCUGUGAGAAGCUGUUAGUGAACGGGCAAAGGAUGGAGCUGAAACGGCAGCAGUAACCACAGCAGCUGUUCCAGGGAGUCUGGGACUAAAUUCUAUCAGCAUUCCUUGGAAAACUGAGGGAGCCUGAGGGGCUUCGUUGCUUUAAGCUUUGAAAAUUAAAGUUCCAGGCUGUGUUUUCUUUCCCUGAUGUAGCAGGUACUUGCUCAGUCAUGACAUGAAUCAAAGACCUUGUUACAGUAACAGUAAGAAUUCCUCCCUGGUUGAUCCUGUGAGAGGCAGCGUGAGGGAAGGGGAGGUGAUGGAGCUGAUGUUUUAUUUCAGUUCAUGUGUGUAGGGAAAGGGCCGACGAACCAGCAGCAGUAACAGGGUGGAGGCGCUGGGAAAUCUGCCGGUGGUUCCCAAAAUAUAUGAGGAAUAUGUUUGAGUAUAGAAAUUCUUUAUGGAAGAAUUAACCCCUGUGAGGGUUGUGAGGCUGCCCCAUGCCCAGGAGUGUUCAAGGCCGGCUUGGAGAGGGUGGAACUGGGUGGGCUCUAAGGUCCCUCCCAACCCAAACCAUUCCAUGAUUCUGCAAAAAUAGGAGCAGAGGAAGGGAUACAAGGAAUGGUAUGUAGUGGGAGAAGGAGAUAGCUUCACUUAUCUCUGUUGAAUUCUUGAAAUGAAGUUUGGUUUUACACCCAAAUGUUGUAUUUUGGGAAGUUCUUUAGCAGUGACACUCCCCCAUAGGCAGGUGUCUGUAGCCUGGGACACGCAGACUCCAAGAGGAGGAGGAACAGGUUCAGAGCUCCAGUUUGAGGCACUGAAGAUCAGGACAGAACUGAGAUGCUUUCUGCCCCUCAGUCAGGGUAGAUGUGCUUGACCUGACCCCUCUGGUUCCUUCCUGAGCGCUGUGAAGGAGGUGAAGCAGCCUGUGGGAUCCUGCCCUGGGGGCAGCAGAUGCUUUGCUGUGCCCCUGUGAGAGGACCCAGAUCGUGCAGCCUGGGACAAUGACGAGCUGUCUCUCCCUGUCCCCAGGUGGUGUGAGCCAUGGAGCAGUACACGGCCAACAGCAGCAGCUCCACGGAGCAGAUCGUGGUGCAGGCCGGGCAGAUCCAGCAGCAGCAGCAGGGAGGUGUCACUGCUGUCCAGCUGCAGACUGAGGCCCAGGUGGCAUCGGCCUCAGGCCAGCAAGUCCAGACCCUGCAGGUGCAGGGGCAGCCGCUGAUGGUCCAGGUGAGCGGCGGGCAGCUCAUCACCUCCACCGGGCAGCCCAUCAUGGUGCAGGCCGUGCCCGGCGGGCAGGGCCAGACCAUCAUGCAGGUGCCGGUGUCGGGCACGCAGGGGCUGCAGCAGAUUCAGUUGGUCCAGCCAGGUCAGAUUCAGAUUCAAGGUGGGCAGGCUGUGCAGGUACAGGGGCAGCAGGGCCAGACCCAGCAGAUCAUUAUACAGCAGCCCCAGACUGCAGUUACUGCUGGCCAGACACAGACCCAACAACAAAUAGCAGUGCAAGGCCAGCAGGUCGCCCAGGCUGCUGAGGGCCAGACCAUCGUGUACCAGCCCGUGAACGCCGACGGCACCAUCCUGCAGCAAGUUACAGUCCCUGUUACAGGCAUGAUCACCAUUCCAGCAGCCAGCCUGGCUGGAGCACAGAUUGUCCAGACGGGAGCCAACACCAACACCACCAGCAGUGGCCAAGGGACGGUCACAGUGACACUGCCAGUGGCUGGAAACGUCGUCAAUUCGGGGGGAAUGGUCAUGAUGGUGCCUGGAGCUGGGUCAGUCCCAGCCAUCCAGAGAAUCCCCCUGCCUGGGGCAGAGAUGCUGGAGGAGGAGCCCCUCUAUGUGAAUGCCAAGCAGUACCACCGCAUCCUCAAGAGGAGGCAGGCACGGGCUAAGCUGGAAGCAGAGGGAAAAAUUCCCAAGGAAAGAAGGAAAUACCUGCACGAGUCACGGCACCGGCACGCCAUGGCCAGGAAACGGGGAGAGGGGGGACGCUUCUUCUCCCCCAAGGAGAAGGACAGCCCUCACAUGCAGGAUCCCACUCAGACCAACGAAGAAGCGAUGACACAGAUGAUCAGAGUCUCCUAACCACUGCUGCCAGGAGAAAACACCUGGAUGGAAUUCCCGGCCCUCCUGCCAGUGUGUCCUGCCUGUCCAGUGUGUCCAACGAGUCUCAGAGUGGGACAAUCACCGUGUCACAGCCUGUCCUUUUCUACAGAACAAGCACCACGUGUUCAGGGCGUGGUGGAGAUUUUAACUCAGCAAACAAACUUCCAGACUGCCUUGGUGCACUCUCCUGAUCCAGCACAAGGAAUUUGGAGUCUGAGUGCUCGUCAGCUGCACCACAGGAUUGUGUUUGCCCAGCAGGGACGUAUUUCCAUCCACUCCUCACACCUUCGGACUUCGUUUCCCUGAACUGGUCCUUGUUGUUGCACUUCUGGACCUGGCAGAAACUGAAGGGGAUUCUUUUCAACUCCACUUUGUAAAUGUGUAAACAGCAAGCUCUUCUUGGGGAAAGGUUCAGCCAUCAGUCAGUGAUAGAAAUACUCAAGAUUACUGCAGGACUUGGUGUAUUGUGUGUCUGUUCCAAGAACUAAGGUGGGAGAGGGUGAUGUGGGGAGAAGGAUUUCAUUAGUAAAAGCAGUCUCUGGGGGGGGUUGUGUGUUUAUUGCCAGUAGUUACUGCUUUGGAAGAAAACUGGAUGCGAGUAUAAAAGUGAUUUAAACUUUUAAGUGAGUCUCUUCCAAAGGAUUUUUUGUUUUAAAUCUUCCUUCUAACUUGCCAGUCGAGUGCAGGGUUCUUCCAGAAGACUUGAUCAGCUUCAUGAUGGUAUUUUUGAUGCCCAAAUCAACUCUACAAUUCUACAGAGGGAGGGAUGUUCCAUUACAGCAGCAGCUGGGGCAGCUCAUCCCGUCCUGAGGUACCUGAAGGACUGUUAACAAAUGGAGGCAGAUACUGAAGAACCUUUCAGGCUUUAUUAUAGGUUAUUCUCUUUAAAACAAAAAAAGAAAAAAAAUGAAAGAGGAGAACUUAGUUUUAAAAAAAGGGACUUCUCCAUGACCUACAGCUGGCUUUGGGCUGAGCAACUCCACAAAACAGAUUUAUCUUUCAUUCAGUAGCUCAUUCCAGAUUCUCAGCCUGCUCCAUUCUUACUGCUUUGAAAUUUGGUGGUGGGAGCAGUAGCCAAAAGCAGUUAACAGGUGAUCUCACAUCAUUCCAUGCCUGUCCACUCCCACCUUAAUGAGUUUAAAGCUGCUCUGUGUAUCAUGUGCCUGCUGGAGUCAGUUUUUCUGUUCUGUAGUUAAAACUGGAUCACAGCAGUGAAACUUGGGAUUGGGAAUAUUGCCAGGUGAAUAUGACCCUGAAAAGGUGAAGCUGCAGAGUGAGGGGUUUUGGGGUUUUUGAGCAAAGCAGCCAAGGAUGGCUGAGACUGGGUGAAAUUCAGUGAAGAUUGUUUUCAAGUGACAGAGGAAGUAAAUGGAGCUUGAAAAAUAAAACCCGCAUUAUUUCUUCCCCCUCCCUGCCCAUGUUUUCCCAUUUACUGGAAGCUUAUGGCUAAAGGCAGAGUGGAGGACAAAUCAGCAAGUUGUGCAUACAAAAGACAGAACCUUGAAAAUUCUGUUUACUUCAUAUGAAACAAAGGUACUAAAGCUAAGAGUGUGAGAAGGGAGGGAGUGCAAGAGGAGGGAGCAGAAAGGUGAAGAGAUGCUGGGUUCUACAUUGUCUGCAGGCAAUCCUGGAGGAAGGGGAUGCUUGUCCAGGUACUAGGGAUGAUACCUGUGGAGGCAGGUGGCCAGUGGAAGGACGAGGAGGAAAUGCAGGUGGGUGUUCAUAACUGGGCAGCUGGAUGUUCUAAAGGAUUCCAGUUCAUUUUCCUGAAUCCUUAGCUCCGUGUCUGUACCCUGCCCACGGUGCUGAUGGCAUUGUCGGGGCCCUGGGUUGCUUCUGCCUUAAAUUCCUGCCCAAUUCCAGCGUGGUGCUGAUUUUCCUCAGUUGGCACCUGAAACCCUCACGCAGCAUUUCCUGGGAGCUCCCCAUUUCAGGAACAUGCAGCUCUCUUAGGGAAUAACAUUUGCUUUAGUUGGGUUUGCAGCAGCAUUGUAAAUAUUAUUUUUAGAGCAUCUGUACAUUUGUUGGUGGAAUAUUUUAGUGCUGGAGCAAGAGCCUCUCCACGAUGCUUCUGCUUUUUAGCUGAUGGUUAAUCUGUCCUGAGGGAGCCCCUCUGAGAGCUGGAAAUUUGGGAAGCAAGGUUAUUGCUCUGACAUAGUUUUUAUUUUGCUCUUUUUUGUUUGUUUGUUUGUUUGUUUUUUUAUGAGUAAUUUUCUUAAAGAACUUGUAAGCUUCUUCUAAAGAGGUAGAACUUGUUUCCCAAUAAGCCCUUCAUAUCUAGGUUCUCUGAUCCGUUGUUGUAGAAUGUAUAUGAAGACAUGAUUUGUGUUAUAGAAGGUCUUAUUGUUGAUGCUUUAAAUAGUGAUGUGACAGCCUGAGUGCUCCGGUCAGAUUGUUUUGUUUUGAGUUUUGUGUAUCACUGCUGGAAGUCCUGUUUACUUGGUGAGGCUGGAGUCACCAGUCAACACCACGGUACCAAAAAUGUCUGCUUUCUUUUCCGGGGGAAAUUUGUGAAAUUGGAGACAUCGUCCAGUUCAAACCUCUCUAGAAAUUAAAUGAGAAUUCUUUGUUUAUUGGCUACACUUGAGCAGAAACUUUAGGGGAGAGUAAAAGGAUGAGGAUAAAAGAGGCUCGGGGAGAAAUGUGGUUGAUCGACCCAGAGCACUGAAGCAGCGAACCCCUCAAAAAACCAGAUUUAUAUGAGUGUAAAGAGUGGGAUUUGGGAAAAAAAUGGUUCUCAAGUGAUGCUAGAUGGGUUUAAGGCCCUGCAUGUUAAAAAGAAGGGAAAAAUAAACUUUUCUUUGUGAAUGGAUGGGGAGGGUCCUGAGGUUAAAGUAAUGUCAGGCAAAGUUUGUAUAUAGUUAAAAGUUUAUAAUUUUUUUUAUAUGAUGCAUUUUUUCAAGUGUAUUUUGGUCUUUAAUAGAUGCAAUUGUAAGUACUGUGUACACUCUCCAGCUAAUAAAAUUUAUAAACCGGGAA
Molecule: messenger RNA, 6217 nt
Organism: Myiozetetes cayanensis
Lineage: Eukaryota; Metazoa; Chordata; Aves; Passeriformes; Tyrannidae
Gene: NFYA
Product: nuclear transcription factor Y subunit alpha
Exons: 9
Coding region: 2177-3217 (346 amino acids)
Biological process (GO): regulation of transcription by RNA polymerase II
Cellular component (GO): CCAAT-binding factor complex
Molecular function (GO): RNA polymerase II cis-regulatory region sequence-specific DNA binding; DNA-binding transcription factor activity, RNA polymerase II-specific
Source: RefSeq, a predicted model, not a curated record